Carya illinoinensis is the source of this 846-nucleotide messenger RNA. Its product is annotated as cytochrome b-c1 complex subunit Rieske-4, mitochondrial-like. Gene Ontology annotation, biological process: mitochondrial electron transport, ubiquinol to cytochrome c. Gene Ontology annotation, molecular function: 2 iron, 2 sulfur cluster binding; quinol-cytochrome-c reductase activity. Gene Ontology annotation, cellular component: membrane. The transcript is spliced from 2 exons. The coding region runs from base 1 to 846 and encodes 281 amino acids. Lineage: Eukaryota; Viridiplantae; Streptophyta; Magnoliopsida; Fagales; Juglandaceae. The record is from RefSeq and is a predicted model, not a curated record.
AUGUUGAGGGUUGCAGCAAAGAGGUUGUCUUCUCUAUCUCUGCCGUCGCCAUGGAGACCCAACCAGGCAGCCUCGGUCCUACUUCACUGUGAUUUAUUCUUUAACGUUGGUUAUUCCUCGUCAUCUGAUCAGCCUAGAUCUGACGGCAUCGUCUACUCCCCCUUUUUCUCCAAACCUGGCUUAUUUAACAUACCUUUAAGAGGUUUUGCUUUCGAGUCUCUCACCCCAACAAAGGAAAACAGCAUAGUCCUAGAUGUUCCUACAACUGUGGUAGCUGUUAUGAACCCUACUUCAAAGAUAGUUUAUGACGAGUACAACCAUGAACAUUUCCCUCUAAGUGACCUCAGCAAGCAGGCAUUUGCCUAUUUUGUUUUGACUUGUGGUAGGUUUGUUUAUGCCUCGUUGAUUCGCCUCCUUAUCCUCAAGUUUGUGUUGAGCAUGCCAGCCAGUAAGGAGGUUCUUGCACUAGCCUCGCUUGAGGUUGAUCUCUCCAGUAUUGAGUUGGGCUCUACUAUGACUGUUAAGUGGCGUGGAAAGCCAGUCUUCAUCAGGCGUCAAACUGAGGAUGAUAUAAAGCUAGCAAAUAGUGUUGAUGUUAGAGCUCUUCGAGACCCACAACCGAACUCAGAGAGGGUUAAGAAUCUCGAGUGGCUUAUCUUCAUUGGAGUCUGCUCACAUCUGGGUUGCAUUCCCUUGCCAAAUGAUGGUGACUUUGGUGGAUGGUUCUGCCCAUGCCAUGGUUCCCAUUAUGACAUCUCUGGCAGGAUUUGCAAGGGGCCAUCACCAUACAAUUUGGAGGUCCCAACAUACACCUUUUUUGAAGAGAACAAGUUAAUGAUUGUUUGA